Molecule: messenger RNA, 288 nt
Organism: Prorocentrum cordatum
Lineage: Eukaryota; Dinophyceae; Prorocentrales; Prorocentraceae
Source: the annotation of a GenBank genome assembly
GCCAAGCUCGGCGAGGGCCUCUACGGCAACAUCAAGUUGCUCAGCGACCAGGACAGCCCGUGGAAGGAGGCGCGGACGCCGAAGGGCGAGGUCUACUACUACCACGCCACGACGCGCCAGACCGUCUGGACGAAGCCGGCCCCGGACUUUGCCCCGCCGAUGAUGCCGCCGCCGCCCGCGGGAGGCAUGCUGCCGCCAUCGCUGACGCCCGCGCGGCCCGGGCAGCCCGGGCCGGCUGCUUCUUCAGGCGCCCGCGCCAUCACGCCGGCGUCGCCAGCGACCGCAGGC